Molecule: messenger RNA, 1721 nt
Organism: Cucumis melo (muskmelon)
Lineage: Eukaryota; Viridiplantae; Streptophyta; Magnoliopsida; Cucurbitales; Cucurbitaceae
Product: BURP domain protein RD22
Exons: 3
Coding region: 286-1461 (391 amino acids)
Source: RefSeq, a predicted model, not a curated record
AUUCGUAUCCUAACCCAAAAAAGGUGAGGAUUUUAUUAAAGAGGGGUAGUGUGGUGCAGUGAUGUAGUACCAUUUUGAAAUUGUGUUGUUAAAUCCACCUGUCCCAUACGACAUAAUAGCCCAUUUAAGUUGUUGAGGCGGAAGCAGUUGGAAGUUAAAACUCUUUUGACAAACUUUGCAUUUUUUCCCCUUAUAAAUCAAAACUCUCCCACUCAUUUCCAUAUCCUUUAACUUUUUUUUACUAUAGUUUGGUUCGAGCUUUUGUGGUUUAAUUUGUUUGCUUCAAUGGAGUCUCGUUUUUCACUCCUACUUCUCCUACUGAUCUCCCUUGGGAUUGUUUGUAGUUAUGCUGCCGAUGAUGAUAUUGAUAUCUCGCCUGAACAGUAUUGGGAAUCUGCCUUGCCAAACACUCCUAUGCCCAAAGUUAUUACACAUCUCCUCGGUUUGGACUUUCUAGAAGGGAAAAGCACUUCAGUGAAUGUUGGUAAAGGGGGCGUAAACGUCAACACCGGAAAAGGCAAGCCUAAAGGCACCUCCGUUAACGUCGGGAAAGGCGGAGUGAACGUCAACACUCCAAAACCAAAGCAAGGAGGCACUUCCGUUAACGUCGGAAAAGGCGGAGUAAACGUCAACACUCCAAAACCAAAGCAAGGAGGCACUUCCGUUAACGUCGGUAAAGGAGGCGUUAACGUCCACACCGGUCGUAAAGGUAAACCGGUUUAUGUUGGAGUUAAACCGGGCUACAGUCCUUUUAAUUACGUAUACGCAGCCACAGAAACCCAAGUCCAUGAUGACCCAAAUACAGCCCUUUUCUUUCUUGAAAAAGAUCUCAACCCUAAUUCUAAAUUCACCCUUCAUUUCCCUAAACAAACAACAACCACCACCACUAAGUUCUUGCCACGUCGGGUUGCCAAAUCACUCCCUUUCUCUUCCCAAAAACUGCCCCAAAUCCUCACCCACUUCUCCAUUCCUCCCGCGAGUCUCGAGGCCGAGUCGAUUCGAAACACGAUUGACCAAUGCGAAGCACCUGGUAUUGUCGGUGAAGAUAAGUUCUGCGCUACGUCAUUAGAAUCCAUGGUGGAUUUUAGUACUUCUAAGUUGGGAAAGAAAGUGACGUUGGUCUCGACAGAAAUCGAGAAAGAUACAGAUUUACAAGCGUUUACUGUUGUAAAUUUGACGAAGAAAUCAUCAGGAGUGACAGACUCUGCGGUUGUGUGUCAUAAGUUGAGUUAUCCAUAUGCAGUGUUCUAUUGUCAUUACACACAACAUACGCGUGUUUACAAGGUUAGUUUGUUGGGUGUUGAUGGAACUAAAGCUGAUGUGGCAGCCGCAUGUCACACCGACACGUCGGCUUGGAAUCCAAAGCAUUUGGCUUUUCAGGUGUUGAAGGUGAAGCCAGGGACAGUUCCGGUUUGCCAUUUCCUUCCACAAGACCAUGUUGUAUGGGUUUCAAAAUACUAGAAAUUUGAAAACUUACUUGUGUGCUUGUGAUUGGUCCACAUGGCACGUGUAGGUUUGAAUAAACAUGAAAUAGUUUUCCUUGUAAUAUUAUAUCAAUAGGUCAUGUAAUACACUUUUUUAUCCGAGGGACUUCAAUGUAACUUUAAUAUAUGUUAUUAGUUAUGAUGGUAGUGAAUUGUGAAAUGCUGCUCUUGAGUGACAUGUGUGUAAUUUGCUACUUUAGUUUAAUAACAAAGGCCAUAUCCUCUCUCUUGCUCUUA